Molecule: messenger RNA, 4389 nt
Organism: Amborella trichopoda
Lineage: Eukaryota; Viridiplantae; Streptophyta; Magnoliopsida; Amborellales; Amborellaceae
Biological process (GO): positive regulation of transcription by RNA polymerase II
Cellular component (GO): nucleus
Molecular function (GO): histone binding; chromatin binding; RNA polymerase II transcription regulatory region sequence-specific DNA binding
Source: RefSeq, a predicted model, not a curated record
CGCCGCUCUUGAAGCGUUUUUUCUCGUUGAUUUCCUUUCUCCAACCUUCUGCGUUUAUCUCCUUUCCAUAAAGAAGAGAUUUUUUGUUUGAAGCCCUAAUCUCUAAUCUGUAAACCAUUGAAACCUAGUUCCCUAAUCCCUAUAAGCAAGAAAACCCUAACUUUCUUCAAUGGAAAACCCUAAUAUCAGUUAAAUUUGAAGAAGAAAAUACCAAGUGUUCGCUGACGAUAACGCUGGUUUUUCUCCCACAAAGGGAACUCUCUUCUGCUUAUUGUUGCUGGAAAAUGCAGAGGAAACGACGAUUAUCUGAAGAAGAGAACCCUAGUUUUCACCUGAGACCUAGAAGAGAACAUCAGAAUUUUACAUUGGAGAACCACCCUACUUUCUGGUACUUUUGAAAAACAGCAUCUCAGAAAAUAUAACCUUAUUUUUUACUUUGUGGAAGAAAACCCUAGAUUUUUGAAGGGCUUUAUUGUUUGUCAGAGGAUUUUGUAUUUACCUUCGAUUCUAAAGUAUAAGAUUUUUGUUUACCUUCGAUUCUAAAGUAUAAAAAGAAGUUUUGUUAGCUAGUUUUCUUUGCCUUUUGGAGCACCAGACUCAAAUGUAUAGCCUAAGGUCGGUUGCUGGAGGUCUGUUACAUGUAAAUUUCAUUGGUCAUUUCCAUGGUUUCCGUUUUGCUGCAUUCAUGGUUUCUUCAUGGAUUUGGUUGUUGUUCAGUUCAGAUAUUUCUUACACCUAUUUCUGACUAGAAGUGUUUGAUUCUUAGUUCUUUUAGUUAUUAUGUAUGGGUUUGUUCAAAUCUAAAGUGUGAAAUAUUUGAAUUUAGUAUCAAAAAGGAGUUCUAUUCUUAGAUCAAGUCACUGUAUCGAUGCUUUGUACGAAGUUUAAGCUAAUCUUGUUCAAGGGAGGUCAUUUUCUAACAGAAUUUCUUAACCCUUGUUUGAUUUUUCUGGUUUCUUGGGCUUUAUAGGAUUUUGUCUCUAAUUAAUGCUGUUGAAGCUUGAUUGCCAACUCAUCUUCAAGUCUUGUAAUCAUUUUCGAGAUAUUUACAUUAAAGACAAUAUAAAGCACCCAUAACGGUACGGUUUAUAAAAACAUGACUGAUGAUGGUGAAACUAUGAAUGAAACAUUGUGGACAAUGCAAGGACAUCAGACCAAUAAUGAGUUUCAUGACAGUAAACCUGACCAUUUAUUCAGCAAGAAAAGGACAUGGACCAUUGAGAAUGAUAUUGCUGAGUCUUCUAUUUCCAUAGGAAAUGAACUUCUUUGGGGUUUUCGCAAUGAUACCUAUCGCAUAGGUACAAAAGCUUCUAGUCGUCAUAAACUCGAAGCAGGGGUCGCAAAAGAUUUGAGCCAGAAUGAAUGUUAUGAUUCUCUUUUGGCUUUGAGUCCGAAGGGUCCCUCUUGUGCUAUUGCCAAUAGCUUAUUCACUAUGGAAGACAGUGAAGACACCGCAAAUUCUGAAUUUCCAGGCACCGAGAACAUCGAUACUCAUGGGUUAUCUGUCUAUGAAGAGAGCGACACAAAGUUAUAUCUAUCAAAAAAUUCAGAUGGUGGGUUACCACUUUGUAAUGGCUCAUCUGACUUUGAAGAGAGCAACACAAUGGUACAUCUAUUGAGAAAUUCAAACACCGACGACCCGCAUUCUAUGACUAACAAAGAUGUGUCUUGCCUAGAACAGCAUGAAAUCGAUCCUUAUCAUAGUUGUUUGCAUAUGAAGCAAGACUCAAAUGAUAUGGGUGCUUUUCCUGGGCAACUUCCUGCCGUUGUGAAAACAGAAGACACAGGGACUGGAUAUUAUGAUUCUGAGAAUGGGUUAUCAGCAUUGUCAGGUUUAGGCAAAAGAAACCUUGACAGUUACAGUUUCAGUGAGUUGCUCAAUGCCGACCUUGUUGUAACUUAUGAGGAACUUGAUGCUUGUCUUUUAGAUCGGUUUCCAUAUAAUUGUAACUCAUCAAUAGAUCGAAGUUUAGGUCAAGAGGCUGGAGCAUUGGAUGGAGAACUCGAUGAUCAGGAACUACAGCUCUUUCCUUCCUUGGUCAUGCCUCCUAUUUUUGACUUACCAUUUCAAGAAAGUUCACUACAAUCUAAUUUGGUAAAAAAUAUUGGAGUCCAUACAAGUGUGAAUACUCAAAUGUGCUCAGUGGUAUCGGAUAUUAUGGACGACAAGGCCAUUCAACCAUUGGGGUUUCCAAACAAGAUACUAGACUUGAUAAUCUCAAAGAAGAUUGCAUCGAUUAACUUCCCUUCUACUAUUUCAGAGCUGCUUUCAACAGGUUUACUGGAUGGAUUUCCUGUCAAGUACAUUAAAGGAAAGAAAAAUGUGAACAUGCUUUGUGGGAAAGUAGCAGGAGAUGGAAUUUUAUGCAGUUGCACUUCAUGUAAUGGGUGCAAGGUUGUCAGUGCUGGUGAGUUUGAGCUGCAUGCGGGUUGUUCAUCGAGAAAUCCAGCUGCCAAUAUUUUUUUGGAGGGUGGCAACACCCUCUCCGAUGUACACCAAGCAGUAAAGAGUACUCCAGUAAACUUGUUGAGUGAAGUGCUUCAGUGGGUGAACAACUCAAAUGGAAAUCUUUCCACUCUUCUGGGUUCAGAAGAGUUAUUUUCACCACCAAUUCAGAGAGUUUCAGAAGCUUGUGGAAACUGUGACACAGUUGAACAGUCUCAGGCUGCUGACCAAUAUCAUUUGGAUCUGUGCCCUCCAUCUGGUGCUAAUAUGAUCAUCUUCCCUCAAGGUCCCACUUCAUCUGCUACACAACAAGAAAGAGCUAAAGAAAGGAAACUGGUGCCGAAAAGGGACACUAGCUUACACAAAGCACUUUUUUCAGAAAAAGGUCUAGCUGAUGGAACCAAAUUGGUUUACCAUGCUACUACUACUCAGAUAGUGCUAGAAGGUUAUAAGAAAGGGAAUGGUAUAGUUUGCAAUUGUUGUGGCAAAUUGGUUAGCCCCUCAAAAUUUGAGGCUCAUGCUGGAUAUGCUUCUCGACGUCAACCUUACAUACAUAUCUUUGCCAGUGGUCGGUCUCUUCAUGAUCACUCAAUUUCCAUAUCACGCAGCCAAAUGCCUAGUGCGACCACCGGAUCUGAUCAUUGCCAUUUUUGUGGAAAUGGAGGGGAGUUGCUUUUCUGUGAUGAAUGCUCCAGAUCUAUCCAUAAAGGUUGUUUAGAAUUGCAGUUUGUGUCAAAAGAAAACCAUUUCUGCCCAUUUUGUUCUGGUAAAAGUGAACCAAGAAGAAAGUUGGCCAGCAGGAGACCUUCAUUAGCUUCCUCACGAAACCAAAGUGCUCAGACAAGUAAGCUAACCCACAAGAAUCGCAUCAAGUCAUUGCCAUUUGAAGUUGGAGGCUGUGUCAUAUGCAGGGAUUUUGAUUUCACAAAAGGAGGAUUUGACGCACGAACUGUUAUGAUUUGUGAUCAAUGUGAGAGGGAGUACCAUGUUGGUUGUUUGAAGGAUCAAGGGAUAUGCGAUUUGAAGGAAUUGCCAGAAGGAAAGUGGUUUUGUUGUGUGGAUUGCAGUAUGAUUCAUGUUACUUUGCAGAAGUUAAUUACCAAUCGAGCAGAGAUGCUUUCAGAUUCUCUAUUGGAUAUAAUAAAGAGAAAGUAUGAAGAGAAAGGCUUAACUAUGGAUUCUGAGACUGGUAUGCAAUGGCAGCUUCUUAGUGGAAAAGCUUGGCACUUAAAUGACGGGUGUUUACUAUCUAAGGCCAAUACAAUGUUUCAUGAGUGCUUUGGUCCUUUACUUGAACAGACAGGAUGUGAUUUAAUAAGCUGCAUGGUUGAAGGAAAACAAAUGGGCGACCGAGAAUAUGGAGGAUUCUAUUGUGCAGUUUUAACUGUUAACUCAGCCAUUGCAUCAGCUGGAUUACUGAGAAUAUUUGGUCAAGAAGUUGCUGAACUUCCUUUGGUUGCAACAUGCAAUGAUAGCCGUGGAUACGGUUACUUCCGAUGCUUAUUUUUAUGCAUUGAGAAGCUUUUGAUUUCAUUGAAUGUGAAAAAGCUUAUUCUCCCUGCCACUGAGGAUGCCCAAUCCAUUUGGAUAGAGAAAUUUGGUUUUAGGAAGAUAUCCAAGGAGAAGGUCAACAGUUACACAGAGGUCUUUCCAAUUAUGAUUUUUAAGGGGACAUCGAUGUUAGAGAAGCAGUUCGUCAAUUUUGAGAUUAGCUGAUGAGGCAAGGUUGUACAUAGCACCAGUCCAUUCUUUUAUUCACAGGAAAUUUUGCUCAUUCUUUGAUGGUUCAGGAGUUUUUGUUCCUGGAAGAAAGAAAAGGAGUCAUGGCCUCAAACUUGUUUUUAAUAUUCAUGGUCCAAUUCUAAGGAUGCAAAUGUAGCAAACAUAUAGGAAUGUGUGCCAUUUUAGCAGUGACAAUUCUUAUUCUUGGGAUUUCAUGGAGA